GGUCGUCGAUUCACUCUCUAAGUCUGGGGUCUGGCCCCUCUCCUCUCCUCUCUCACUCCUCUUCACCCCAAAUCCUGGCCACACGCGUGCGCUUCCAACCGUCUUCCAUCCUUUAUCCGGUCACUUCUUCUUCUGCGGCGAUAUUCCCUGUUCUUUGUCUCGGUUCGUAUCAUUCUCAGGACUUCUCAGUUCUCACUCUCUCCAUCCAAAACCCUAGUUAGGGUUUUCGGUGAAAUUCGAUACCUUUGUUCCUUUCCACUGGAUAUUUCACCGCAGAUUCGCUCGUCGUAACAUGUGAUUAUAGUGAAAAGACGGCAAUGGCUGACCAAAGUGAUCAAGGCAAGAAGCGAUUCAUCACUGAGGGAGAUAUCGCUUCACUCUUGCAGAGAUAUGACGCGACGACGGCGCUGAAGCUGCUUCAGGAAGUGGCAUAUUUCGCAGGACCGAAGAUAGAUUGGAACGCAUUGGUGAAGAAGACUUCUACUGGGAUCACAAAUGCUAGAGAGUACCAAAUGCUAUGGCGGCAUCUUGCUUACAGGGAUUCUUUGACCCCUGUGGAAGAUGAUGCUCAACCUCUGGAUGACGAUAGUGACUUGGAUUGUGAGUUGGAAGCCUCCCCUCAUGUUAGUAAUGAAGCAUCCAUGGAAGCUAAUGCACACGUAAAGGUGAUGGCUGCGUCCUACAUGCCAGCUGAAUCCAAUAUUCCUGACAACUCAACAGUUGAGGCUCCCUUGACCAUAAACAUACCUAAUGUUAAGAGUUCUCAAGAACCAUCAGAGUCGCCUUGGUCAUCAAGAGGAAUAAAUAUCACCUUUCCUGUUUCUCUUCAGAAAGCUCCAUCUACUGAGGGACUGAAUGGAAAUGGGUCAGCAAGUGGUAGUGUGGCGUCUCGAAAGAAAAGGAAAAAGUGGUCGCCUGGUGAGGAUGCAGAGCUGAUUGCUGCUGUGAAGCGAUGUGGUGAAGGCAACUGGGCUCAUAUUCUGAGGGGAGAGUUCAAAGGGGAGAGAACUGCCUCACAGCUCUCGCAGAGGUGGGCCCUAAUAAGGAAAAGGUGUGAUACAUCAAAUUCGGCUCCUAACCAAUCUGGUCUACAACGAACGGAAGCUCAGAUGGCUGCUAAUCAUGCAUUGUCUUUGGCGGUGGGAAAUCGAGCACCUGCAAAAAAGCUUACAGUAGGUGUUUCUCCGAUGGCUCCUUCUGGUAGUACUGCAGAAGUGCCAGCAGUCGGGACAAGUUCUUCACAAGCCCAGCCCCAACCCAAUGUUGUUCAAGCGCUGCCCCGAACAGCAGCUUCAGUUCCAGCCGUGAAAUACCGAGUUGCAGCUGUAAAGAAAGCACCCAACUCUACUUCAAGAACGGAUCUCAUGGUAACAGCUAAUUCUGUAGCUGCUGCUGCCUGCAUGGCUGGGCCAUCAACUACUGCAUCCGUGCAGGCUGAACCAGAAAAGAAUGCUGCUGAAGUAGUAUCAAAGGCUGAACCUGGGAAACCCAUUUCUGCGACCUGUAUGCCUCGGCCCUCAGGUGGCCUGUCUGUGCCAAAGACUGAGCCAGGAAAGAGCGUUACUCCUGCCACCACCUCCACUGCUACUGCUAAAGCUCAAGCUGUUGCACCUCCAAAUACGAGGCAUGUAGCCAAUGGCAACAUGAACCAUGUGGCGGCUGCUUCGUCACAUUUUACAAAGUCUGCUGUUAUAAAUCCUCGCUCAGAAGGACCUGUCGUGAGGACAAUGCAUCAUGCUUCCACCGCUUCUGCUUUUGUUCCAAAGACAGUAUCUGAAAAGCGAGUUUCUGCAGCCUCUGUACCCGCUGCUCCUCCGGUACCAUCAAUGCCGAAUGUCGGGAAGGUCGCACAGACUGGCCCUCGCAAGCCAGAAUGUGUACAGAAAGAGCAAACUCCGAAAAAUGGAGCGAGUACCACGGUUGUGAGUCAGCAAACGAAAACGACCUCAACAAAUUCGGAGAGCAAUGCGGAAAUGCAAGUGGCAGUAUCAAAGAGCCUCGAUGUUUUACCAAAGAGCAUGGUAGUUGAGAGUAAAACUACCGUUUCACCUGUCAACAGGGCUGAGAAUAAAGCUACUACUGUCUCACCUGUCAAUGGAGCUGCGAGUAGAACCAAUGUCUUGCCCGUCAAUGGAGCUGACGGCAAAUCUAAAGCUAAAGAUGAAGUAAAUAACAAGGAUGACGGAUUGAGCAAGUUAAACAAUGGUAGCAAAGGACCAGAGGUUGUGACCGUGGCAAAGAGCGGAAACGGGAUGUAAGGUCCAAAGGCAUCUUGAUACUCGAUUUUGGGGUUUUCUUUGUAUUGUUUUUAGAACUUGGAAGAAGUAUGAUGUAAAGUAAGAUCCUUUAGAGAUCUGGUGCUAGUAAGUCUUUAUAUAUAAACUUCUUACGCUGAAAAAUAUGAUGGGUUUUUAUCGUCAA
This is a messenger RNA of Tarenaya hassleriana, 2421 nucleotides long. RefSeq names its product mucin-5AC. Lineage: Eukaryota; Viridiplantae; Streptophyta; Magnoliopsida; Brassicales; Cleomaceae. The record is from RefSeq and is a predicted model, not a curated record. The transcript has 6 exons. The coding region runs from base 318 to 2258 and encodes 646 amino acids.